GGCUGUCCCCGGAAGAGCCCGUGUGAGAUGGCGGUCGGUACUCGGACCGUUUGGUAGUUUUUGGGUUUUUUAGCUCCUCAGACGAACCGAACAAUCUGCCUUACGGGAGCCUGAGUCCAGGGCGCUAUGGAGGGGGGUAAACCGAGCCUGACGCUGGUCUACCAGGCGGUCCAGGCCCUGUACCACGACCCGGAUCCGUCCGGGAAGGAACGAGCCUCGCUGUGGCUCGGAGAGUUGCAAAGAUCGAUGUUUGCCUGGGAGAUCUCGGACCAGCUGCUGCAGCUGAAGCAGGACGUGGAGUCGUGUUACUUUGCCGCGCAGACCAUGAAGAUGAAGAUCCAGACUUCCUUCUAUGAGCUUCCUCCAGAGACCCACAAUGCACUGCGGGACUCCCUGCUGACCCACAUCCAGAACCUCAAAGACCUGUCGCCCAUCAUCGUCACUCAGCUGGCCCUUGCCAUCGCUGACCUCGCCCUGCAGAUGGCGUCCUGGAAGGGCUGCGUUCACACGCUCAUAGAGAAGUACAACGAGGACGUGGGCUCCAUGCCGUUCCUCAUCGAGAUCCUGACGGUCCUUCCGGAGGAAGUCCACAGCCGGUCGCUGCGGAUCGGCGCCAACCGCCGCAGCGAGAUCAUCGAAGACCUGGCCUUCUACUCCAACACGGUGGUCGCCCUGCUGACGUCCUGCGUGGAGAAGGCGGGCGGAGAUGAGAAGAUGCUCAUCAAGGUGUUCCGUUGCCUGGGCAGUUGGUUCAACCUGGGCGUCCUGGACAGCAACUUCAUGGCCAGCAGCCAGCUGCUGAUGGUCCUGUUCCAGAUCCUGAGGGACGAGACGUCCACCAACCUGCACGAGGCGGCGUCGGACUGCGUGUGCUCGGCGCUGUACGCCAUCGAGAGCGUGGACACCAACGUGGCUCUGGCGCUGCAGCUGUUCCAGGGCGUGCUGACGCUGGAGACGGCCUACCACAUGGCCGUGGCCCGCGAGGACCUGGACAAGGUGCUGAACUACUGCCGGAUCUUCACGGAGCUCUGCGAGACGUUCCUGGAGACGACGGUCCGGACGCCGGGUCAGGGCAUGGGCGACCUGAGGACGCUGGAGCUGCUGCUGAUCUGCGCCGGACACCCGCAGUACGAGGUCGUGGAGAUCUCCUUUAACUUCUGGUACCGGCUGGGCGAGCAUCUCUACAAGAUCAACGACGCCAACCUGCACGGCGUUUUCCGACCGUACAUCCAGCGGCUGCUGCACUGCCUGGCCCGCCACUGCCAGCUCGACCCGGACCACGAGGGAAUCCCGGAGGAAACGGACGACUUUGGGGAGUUCAGGAUGAGAGUGUCGGACCUGGUGAAGGACGUGAUCUUCCUGGUCGGCUCCAUGGAGUGCUUCUCUCAGCUGUACUCCACCCUGAAGGAGGGGAACCCGCCCUGGGAGGUGACGGAGGCCGUCCUCUUCAUCAUGGCUUCCAUCGCCAAGAGCGUCGACCCGGAGAACAACCCGACGGUGGCCGAGGUGCUGCAGCAGGUGGUGCUGCUGCCGGAGAGCGUGCACGUGGCCGUGCGCUACACCAGCAUCGAGCUGGUGGGGGAGAUGAGCGAGGUGGUGGACCGGAACCCGCGCUUCCUGGACCCUGUUCUGAACUACCUGAUGAAGGGCCUGAGGGAGAAGCCGCUGGCGUCGGCGGCGGCCAAGGCCAUCCACAACAUCUGCUCGGUGUGCCGCGACCACAUGGCCCAGCACUUCCAGGGGCUGCUGGACAUCGCCCGCUCCCUCGACUCCUUCGCCCUGUCCACAGAGGCCGCCGUGGGCCUCCUCAAAGGUACGGCGCUGGUUCUGGCCCGGCUGCCCCUGGAGAAAAUCGCAGAGUGCCUCAGCGAUCUGUGCGCCGUUCAGGUUCUGGCUUUGAAGAAGCUGCUGGCGGAGCGGUCCAGGAACGGGAAGUCGGCCGACCCGACGGUGUGGCUGGACCGACUGGCCGUCAUCUUCAGACACACGAACCCCAUCGUGGAGAACGGCCAGACGCACCCGUGCCAGAAGGUGAUCCAGGAGAUCUGGCCCGUCCUGUCGGAGACGCUCAACGCCCACCAGGCCGACAAUCGCAUCGUGGAGCGCUGCUGCCGCUGCCUGCGCUUCGCCGUGCGCUGCGUCGGAAAGGCCCGCUCCCUGCUGCAGCCGCUCGUCACUCAGAUGGUGAGCGUCUACCAGGUGUACCCGCACUCCUGCUUCCUGUACCUGGGCAGCAUCCUGGUGGACGAGUACGGCAUGGAGGAGGGCUGCAGGCAGGGGCUGCUGGACAUGCUGCAGGCGCUAUGCAUGCCCACCUUCCAGCUGCUGGAGCAGCCCAACAGCCUGAGGAACCACCCGGACACCGUGGACGCUUUCAGACUGGCCACCAGGUUCGUCCAGAGGAGUCCUGUCACAUUGCUAGGCAGCAGCAUCGUGGUCCACAUCAUCCAGUGCGCCAUCGCCGCCACGUCGCUCGACCAUCGGGACGCCAACUGCAGCGUCAUGAAGUUCAUCCGAGACCUGAUCCACACUGGAGUCGGCAACGACCAUGAGGAGGACUUUGCGCUGCGGAAGCGUCUGAUUGGUCAGGCCAUGGAGCAGAACGGCCAGCAGCUCAUCAACCAGCUGCUGCACUCCUGCUGCUUCUGCCUGCCGCCGUACACGCUGCCCGACGUGGCCGAGGUCCUCUGGGAGGUCAUGCUGUUCGACCGACCCAUGUUCUGCCGCUGGCUGGAGAACGCGCUGAAGGGGUUACCGAAGCAGACGGCGGGCGGCGCCGUGACCGUCACCCACAAGCAGCUGACCGAGUUCCACAAGCAGGUGACCAGUGCUGAGGAGUGCAAGCAGGUGUGCUGGGCCAUCAGAGAGUUUACCAGGCUGUACCGGUAGCUGCAGCUUCUCAUGACACCAGGUUAAAUCUUUAGUUGACCAACAUUCAGAGGUGACGACAAAAAGCUGCGACUGCAGACGAGGAAGACGGAGGGACUUUGAAUGUGAAACGGGACUCUGUGACCCGACGGAGGAGAGACGGACGGAGCCCACCCCCCAGCUCACCUGCAGCAGGUGGUUGUGGGUGGGCGGGGUCAGGACCGGUUCCUGCUGGACCCUCGGAGGCGAUUAAUCAGGACGUGCCUGCUCAACUGUUUUUAAGAGAUUUAUUUUUGGGACUUUGGUCAAGAUGUUUCUGUCCGUGCCAAAAAACAGAGCCAAAAAAUUUCCCAUGAUGCUGUGGGCCGCAUGGCGGAACGCUGGAGGAUUUGGCGUCACCUUUGACCUUUUAUCUUUGGUUUAUUUUAGUUGUUUUUCCAUGAAUGGAAACAGAGAGGACUGUGGGUAAUGAGGCGGACUGACACCAUGACAUCAGUGGUGAUGUAGCCUUGCUGUAAACAAUAAAACAGCUGAAAACA
Messenger RNA from Poeciliopsis prolifica (blackstripe livebearer), 3407 nucleotides. RefSeq names its product transportin 3 (gene tnpo3). NCBI's taxonomy places the organism in Eukaryota, Metazoa, Chordata, Actinopteri, Cyprinodontiformes, Poeciliidae. Gene Ontology annotation, biological process: protein import into nucleus. Gene Ontology annotation, molecular function: small GTPase binding. Gene Ontology annotation, cellular component: nuclear membrane; cytoplasm. The record is from RefSeq and is a predicted model, not a curated record.